Molecule: messenger RNA, 1547 nt
Organism: Saccostrea echinata
Lineage: Eukaryota; Metazoa; Mollusca; Bivalvia; Ostreida; Ostreidae
Exons: 2
Coding region: 269-1492 (407 amino acids)
Biological process (GO): DNA integration; DNA recombination
Molecular function (GO): DNA binding
Source: RefSeq, a predicted model, not a curated record
GGAAAAUGUAAACAGAACCCCAACGGUGAGAGAACGGCGGGAAAAUGACUCGUCCCAAAAUAGUCAUCCUGAUGAGCUUCCUAAUUCCUCGACAGAAACACCCAUUGUGUCCCAGUCUGAAGAAACUUCCAAUAUCGGAACAUCUACUCAUACCGAGUUUACCGACCAGACCGUCCAACGUGCUCAAACGCAUAUGAAUUCGGGCUCGGAAUCCUUGCGUAACAAUUCCAACAUGGCCGCCAGUGUAAAUAAUUAAGUAAUCAGCGGUAUGCUGAAUACUAUGAACACAAUGCAACAAACCGUUAUGGGUCUACAACAGACAGUGCUCCGACUGAUGUCAGAUAAGACGGGAAAUACAGGAAAUAGCAACAAUGACACGGGUAAUUCACUGGACACGGCGUAUGCGGCCAUGAGGAGCCAGACUGUCCCAGCAACUCAGAAUACAGAUUUCGAAGUUUCGCAGUCUGGUACCCAGUGCCCAAGAGCAUGCAACCAAAGUACCACCACCCAAAGGUGUUUUGUGGAGCUCGAAGACAUAGUACAACAAUUAUGGACAAAUGCCGUAGCACCAAGCACAAGAUCCACUUAUAGGUCUGCGUUCCAUAUGUACGUUCAAUUUUUAUUGAUGUCAUGUGCCAUUUCUAGUGCAUAUACUUCGGACAUCCCAGUGACUGAAGACUAUUUGAUAUACUUUGUAGCUCACUGUGUUAGUAGGCUUAAGCUAAGCUUUUCAACCAUUAAGCUGUAUUUGUGCGGUAUUAAAUUUAUAUGUCUUGAAAGCAACAUUGCUUACCCAGAUGUCACCAAUCUGUCUCGACUUAAAGCAUUGUUAAAUGGUGUCAAACGAAUGCAGUUACCAUCUUGUAAGCUAAGACAUCCUAUAUCUUUUGACAUACUGAAAAAAGUUUGUAUAUAUUUUCGUAGAACAGAAAGUUUUAGAAAUCUUAUGUUAGAAACUGUAUGUACUAUAGCAUUUUUUGGUUUUUUAAGGUGUGGGGAAUUUACCAUUAAGGAUUCUUUUGACCCCACAACAAACUUAUGUGUUAGUGACCUUAGUGUUCUAGAAAGUUGUGUAUUGUUAAAUCUUAAGAUCUCAAAAACUGAUCCUUUUAGAAAAGGAAUUACAAUUAAACUGUUCCCCACAAGCAACAUAAUAUGUCCAUUUUCAAUAUGUUGUAAAUAUUUAAAAGCACGCUGUUCCUUGCCCUUUUCAGCCAAGCAACCAUUAUUUGUAAAUAGCGAUGGAAAUGCUCUAACAAGAACUGAAUUUAUUUCUGAACUUAAGCAUGCUCUUAAAUGUAUUGGAUGUAAUUCAGAUGUAUAUAAUGGACACUCAUUCAGGAUAGGGGCAGCAACCACUGCAGCUGCUGUCCAUAUGGAAGACCAUUUAAUCAAGGUGUUAGGUAGAUGGUCUUCUGAUGCUUGUUGUAGAUAUAUUAGAACACCAGAAACUGUUUUACGAGAGGCACAAAAGUCAAUGACAACUGUUUAAUACCUUGUCACCUGACACUUAUUUUCAGUUUUAGGUUUAGUUGACCUUUGUCAGA